This is a messenger RNA of Phlebotomus papatasi, 1636 nucleotides long. RefSeq names its product probable cytosolic Fe-S cluster assembly factor GK14772. Gene Ontology annotation, cellular component: cytosolic [4Fe-4S] assembly targeting complex. The coding region runs from base 101 to 1540 and encodes 479 amino acids. The transcript has 5 exons. The record is from RefSeq and is a predicted model, not a curated record. Gene Ontology annotation, biological process: iron-sulfur cluster assembly. NCBI's taxonomy places the organism in Eukaryota, Metazoa, Arthropoda, Insecta, Diptera, Psychodidae. Gene Ontology annotation, molecular function: 4 iron, 4 sulfur cluster binding.
UGGCCAUGUUUGAAAAUCUUCUAUCUCUUUCCCACGCAGGCUGUGAAGUUUUUGUUUUUGUGUUUUUUCUCAGAAUUUCCACUAAUUUUCCAAGUGAAUCAUGUCAGGAUUCAGUGGAGCCCUCCAGCUGACUGAUCUGGAUGACUUUAUAACACCGUCUCAGGAAUGCAUAAAACCCGUGCAGAUUGAGAGCAAGAAGAGCCAGACGGGAUCUAAGAUCAAAAUACAGGAAGAUGGAGCAUACUAUGUGGACUCAGAAAUUGGCCUCCAGAAGCUCCAAAAGGUGGAGAUUACUUUGUCCGAUUGCCUGGCAUGCUCUGGGUGCAUCACAUCAGCUGAGAGUGUCCUGAUCACGCAACAGAGCCAGGAAGAACUCCUUCGAGUACUCAGUGAAAAUGAGGACAAGAGAAAAUCUGGGCAGGAGACCAAGCUCAUUGUCUUUACGGUAUCACAACAGCCAAUCCUCUCCCUCGCGAAGAAAUACAAUCUCUCCGUUACCGAAUGCACUUCCCGCCUGGCAGGAUACUUCAAAUCUCUGGGAGCUGACAUGGUUCUCAGCACAAAGAUUGCCGAUGAUCUCGCCCUGAUCGAAUGCCGGGAUGAAUUCCUGGCACGAUACCUGGCAGAGAGGAGUGGGGAGAAGCACAAAAAUCUCCCCAUGCUGUCAUCCUCCUGUCCAGGAUGGGUUUGCUAUGCAGAGAAAACGCAUGGGAAUUUUAUCCUGCCCUACAUCUCCACCACGAGAUCCCCCCAGCAGAUCAUGGGGAUACUGGUCAAGGAGGGCCUGGCGGAAAAGGAAAAAGUGCCCAGGGACAGGAUCUACCAUGUGACUGUGAUGCCGUGCUAUGAUAAAAAACUGGAGGCUUCCCGCGGGGAUUUCUUCGAUGAAGUGUCCCAAUCCAGAGAAGUCGACUGUGUAAUAACAUCCAUUGAAAUUGAGCAAAUGCUUCUGAAAGACGGGAAAUCAUUGAGUGACAUUGAGGGUAGGGCUUUUGACUGGCCCUGGCCCCUACCUGAGCCCCAUACUCAAAUCUGGGCCAAUGAGACAUCAGGAUCUGGAGGAUACUGUGAGCACAUCUUCAAGUACGCUGUGAAACAGCUUUUCAAUGAAUCCAUUGAGAAGCUGGAAUUCAAGAGUUUGAGAAAUCCCGACUUCCGGGAGAUAUCCUUUGAACGUGGAGGUGAAACCAUUCGUUUUGCCAUUGCCAAUGGCUUCAGAAAUAUCCAGAAUUUGGUGCAGAAGCUGAAAAGGGGGAAGUCUAUUUAUCAUUUUGUGGAGAUAAUGGCUUGUCCAUCUGGGUGCUUGAAUGGAGGGGCUCAAGUGAGGCCAGAACAGGGAGUGUCCACGAGAGAAUUGUGUGGGAGUCUGGAGAAAUUGUACAGUGAUCUGCCACAGUCGAAUCCGGAUGAUUUUGAGGGGCAAAAGAGGAUUUACAAUGUCUUCUUUGGGGGAUAUCAAAGCGAUAAGGCUUCAGCUAAACUUCAUACAAAAUAUCAUGCUGUGGAGAAGAUGAAUACAGCUUUGAACAUAAAAUGGUAAAAAGGAAUUCUUGUGGGGGAUGCAGAUGAAACCAAAAGUAAUAAAAAAGAUGUUAAUUUCCUUUUUUGAAGAGAAAAAUGCAUUUGUGAGAAACAA